AAAAUUAACGUAUCAAGAGUCACAUAUAAGUCCGUAAAGAACAAAUCGUAAAAACCAAUUGGGAAAACCCAGUAUAACCUAAGCCUCAGAAAGAUUUGACCCACGACUGCAGUCCGAUUUAACAAACAGUUUGGAAAAUAUAUAUUGGGUUUCCUUGGCUUAUCUUGAAAAUUUUCCUGGUUUUGCGUAUAGUGGUAGUGAAAAGAACAAGAGCAACACUUCCCCUUCUUAUUAAUAAAAAAAGGAAAGAAUCGGGACUUUUCAGAACUCCAUUCUUUUAUUCAACUGUUCCUUUCAAGUUUGAUCAAACAAUUUUAAAAUGUUGAAAACUACUUCUCUUUUGUCUCGUCGUUUCCUUCUUUCUUCGGCCGCCAGUGCUGAGCAGGAUGUCAGGCAAAUGGCCACAGCUUCCGAACUUGCCCGUCAAAGGAGAUCCUUGCAGGGCCGUGUGGGUGUCGUCACCGCAUCCACCAAUGGAAUUGGGUUCGCCAUGGCCCAGCGUUUGGCCGUCGAUGGAGCUCACGUUGUCAUUAGUAGCCGCAACCAGAAAAAUGUUGACGAAGCUCCUGCCAAGUUGAAAAGCGAAGGUCUGUCCGUUUCGGGAAUGGUUUGUCACGCCGGUGACAAAAAAGAUCGGACAAGACUCCUGGAAAAGACAGCGGCAGAAUUCGGAGGUUUCGAUAUUUUGAUUUCCAACGCCGCAGUAAAUCCCGGUUCAGGCUGUCUGAUGAAAUGCACUGAGGAAGUUUGGGAUAAGAUAUUCGACGUCAACGUCAAGUCUUCGUUCUUCUUGUCUAAAGAAGCUCUUCUGCCCAUGGAAAAGAGAGGCAAAGCCUCCAUUAUGUUUGUUUCGUCUGUUGCUGGAUAUCUUCAAAAUUCCGCGGUUGAUUUUAUGGGGGCUUACGCUUCGAGCAAAACAGCUCUUCUAUAUUCUGAUUCUGAUUCUGAUUUGAAUUCUGAUUCUAAUUCUAAUUUUUUUUAUGAUUAUAAUUCUGAUUCUGAUUCUGAUUCUUUUUAUGAUUAUGAUUGUGAUUAUGAUUCUAAUUCCGAUUGUAAUUCUGAUUUUGAUUCUGAGCAUUGGAAUUGCCCGUAUGGAAAUGUCCCAAAUAAUCAUACGAUAAAUCAUGCAUUCCACGCGAUUGUAUAUGAUUAUUGACAAGUUUUCCUGACUAAUUUUCGUGUUUUUUCCGAAAAACAUUCUUUUUUAUCAUGUGAAAUAAUUUCAAAGUCCAGGAUCUGAUCUCAAUUUAAUCACGCCAGUGAAAAUCAGGAAUACAUCAAUAAUAAAUCACGAAUAACAAUGUAUUUCAUCCUGGCGAAUGCUGAACAUGGCAUUGAGUUUCAUCCUGAUUUAUAUUUUACAAACAUAUUUUGUUAUUACCUGUUGAUUCAUCACUCAUUAUUGGUUGAUUUAAUAGACGUAACUUUCAAAAUGA
This is a messenger RNA of Daphnia pulicaria, 1436 nucleotides long. Its product is annotated as dehydrogenase/reductase SDR family member 4-like 2. NCBI's taxonomy places the organism in Eukaryota, Metazoa, Arthropoda, Branchiopoda, Diplostraca, Daphniidae. Gene Ontology annotation, molecular function: carbonyl reductase (NADPH) activity. The record is from RefSeq and is a predicted model, not a curated record. The transcript is spliced from 4 exons. The coding region runs from base 320 to 1156 and encodes 278 amino acids.